AUGUUUGCUCUCAUUGUGGAGAAAAAAACGUAUAUUUGCUCUCAUUGUGAGAAGAGAUUUUCUGACAAGAACACUCUUACAAUUCAUAUUAGAACACAUACUGGAUCAAAACCCCAUAUUUGCUCUCUUUGUGAAAGAGGAUUUUCUCAAAAGGGCGAUCUUACCCGUCAUAUAAGAAUACACACAGGAGAAAAACCUUAUCAAUGCUCUCAUUGUGAGAAGAGAUUUUCUGACAAGACCAUUCUUACAAAUCAUAUCAGAACACAUACUGGAGAAAAACCCUAUAUUUGCUCUCAUUGUGAGAACAGAUUUUCUAAAAAGAGUCAUCUUACCUGUCAUAUAAGAACACACACAGGAGAAAAACCUUAUCGUUGCUCUCAUUGUGAAAGAGGAUUUUCUCAAAAGGGCAAUCUUACCCAUCAUUUAAGAACACACACAGGAGAAAAACCUUAUCAAUGCUCUCAUUGUGAGAAGAGAUUUACUCACAAGACCGGAUUUGCUAAAAAGAUUAAUCUUACCUAUCAUAUACGAACACACACAGGAGAAAAACCCUAUAUUUGCCCUCAUUGUGAGAAGAGGUUUGCUAAAAAGGGCAAUCUUACCUGUCAUAUUGUAAGAACACAUAAAGGAGAAAAACCCUAUAUUUGCCCUCAUUGUGAGAAGAGGUUUGCUAAAAAGGGCAAUCUUACCUGUCAUAUUGUAAGAACACAUAAAGGAGAAUAA
Messenger RNA from Lytechinus pictus (painted urchin), 723 nucleotides. RefSeq names its product gastrula zinc finger protein XlCGF57.1-like. The coding region runs from base 1 to 723 and encodes 240 amino acids. The record is from RefSeq and is a predicted model, not a curated record. NCBI's taxonomy places the organism in Eukaryota, Metazoa, Echinodermata, Echinoidea, Temnopleuroida, Toxopneustidae. The transcript has 3 exons.